GAUCAGUCUUUCGACCAUCUGCAGUUCGGCCUCCAGCUUUUCGAUGUAAGUGUUCAGGGCCUGUUGAUGCUCUCUGUUAGCCUGUAGUGCCUUCUGAGCGAGUUGAUGGACAUGGUUGGCUUCUUGCGAUUCCACCAUGAAGGCUUCACUACCAGGCUUCAUGAGAUGCGAAAUGAAUGGAACGAGCAGUACACAUGUAUGUAGUGCUGUGCGGAGAACCACAAGCAGCUCUCAACAAACAGUGACAACGGCUGUUUGCCAACUACCGCCAUGGCCAAAGGUGCUGCUAAACGCAUAGCUGGUCAGAACGAACGGGCCAUUAAACAUCUCCGUCUGGGGAUGGUCAUCCCGACCAUACUGUCGCUUGUCCUUCGUUUGCUGCUUAGACGGGACUCAUUACCACCUUCGAAGGGCUCUCUGACCAUCUAUGUACUGACAUAUCUUCCGGCUCUCUUCCUGUCGCGGUAUUUGGAAAAUAUCGGGACUUCUCGCCGCGAUCCUACAACGGGAGCCCUUAUUUCCUCUGGCGAGGAUCUCAACCAACCCGGCGUCACAGAAUGGUGCUUUGACAUUCUUUAUAUUACCUGGUCAUGCCAGGUUGGCAGUGGGGCAUUCGGGGAGUGGUUUUGGUAUUUCUAUCUGGUGAUACCACUGUACGCGGUCUUCAAAGUCUGGACCGGUUUCGUCGGUCCAUACUUGUUGCCGUCGUCAGGCAGCCCGCCAGCGGACGACGCAAACAAGGCAGAGACAUUGAGCAAACGACAAGAAAAGCUGCGCAAACGCAGCGAACGAGGGGAUCCGCGGGUCCGUGCAGUGCACAAAUGAUAUGGCAGGCGGAUUUACUGUAGGACCUCGACCUCAAGCAUAUGAUCAGCAUUCGUCUGUGCCUACCAUACAGUCAAAUGUUGACCGAUCUGCAUAUCUACUGUCCCGAAAUCCUGUAUUUAGGUACGUAUAUGUCUGUCAAGGAACACGAACAACCGCUAGAGC
Pisolithus orientalis is the source of this 990-nucleotide messenger RNA. RefSeq lists its product as uncharacterized. The record is from RefSeq and is a predicted model, not a curated record. Gene Ontology annotation, biological process: vacuolar protein processing. The coding region runs from base 271 to 825 and encodes 184 amino acids. Gene Ontology annotation, cellular component: intracellular membrane-bounded organelle. The transcript has 4 exons. Lineage: Eukaryota; Fungi; Basidiomycota; Agaricomycetes; Boletales; Pisolithaceae.